GUUGUCAUAGUGGACCACUUCCUAACAAGAUUGCGCCCAGAUUUCUGUUCGGAUUUCUCGAGUUUAUGGGCUUAGAUUGGGCCUGGAAAUGUGCUCAUCCCUGACUGGAUGUAAAACCACCUCCUCGGUGUUCCUUCCAGGAGAAGCCAUGGCGGAAGCGCCACCGCUUCCGACGACCCCGUCCGACUCCUCCUUGGCCGCUGCUGUGCCGCGCUCCCUCCCUCCGACGCUGAUCCUCCCUCCUACUUCGUCUAGUGGGAGCCAAGCAGUGCGCGGCGGCGUCAGCGGCAGGUCGGCGGCGGGGAGCAAAACUGGCAAGGCGAGGACGGGUUUGGCGCCACUCGCCGUGGCGGAGGGAGGGAGACACGACCGCCUGGUGCAGGCUGUCCGCGUGGUUGGGAGGAGCGUGGACGCGGGGGUGGCGGGCGCCGACAUCCUGGAGCUAGCGAUGGCCAAGGGCCCCAUGUUCUCGUGGCUGAGCUACUGGCCGGAGGAGGGGUACCCCAAGGAGGACCAGCCCUACUGACUCCUGUCUCCGUUGUUCGGUAGUACAGGUUCCUGGAAUUUUAAUCUGCAUUCCCAAGGAGGACCAGCCCUACUGACUCCCGUCUCCAUUGUUCGGUAGUACAGGUUCCUGGAAUUUUAAUCUGCAUUGCUGAUAGAAUUUUCUUUUCCUAGUUGGUCCUGUCCAGGGAGACUGAUUGAUGGUCCUGCGUCACUGAUUAAUUAUCAUAGUAACUAGUUUGUGCAGGUAGGUAGUAGAAAUGUGCUUAACGACAUUUGUGAAAUUGCUAAAUGAACUGUGAUUAUGCUGUGCUAAUUAUUCUAGUUAAUUUUGGGGCUGAACUGUUAGAUUCCUUGGUGUAACUAUAAGUUAGUGGUCUACUAGUAGAUACUUCUGCUUACAGUUUCUCAAUUGCAUUAGCUUCAUUUUUUCCUCUAAUUUUCUUUAUUCUGCAUAUUUUGCCUGCGGGUAAUGCUAGGUGCUAGCUUAGGAAAUUCGUUGAGACAUUUGUAAACUUGACCACUCCAAUAUACGAAAUCAAAACUGUAUAUUAAAGUGACAGAAGUUGUGAAAACAUUGUUGUAACUCUUGGAAACCCAAGUACAGCCACACAACGAUCACUCA
Molecule: messenger RNA, 1129 nt
Organism: Brachypodium distachyon (stiff brome)
Lineage: Eukaryota; Viridiplantae; Streptophyta; Magnoliopsida; Poales; Poaceae
Exons: 1
Coding region: 89-526 (145 amino acids)
Source: RefSeq, a predicted model, not a curated record